AUGGUUGUUAAAUCCAAGCACUUGAUCGCUGCCUUCAAUGCCGUCGUCGGCUCCUACCUAGGCACAAACUUCUUCGGCGACACCGUCACCAUCAGGGCACCUUACUGCCCGCUCAUCCGCUACCGCUCGGCCUUGUCUCGCUAUCGCAGUGCGCAGCCCGCCUGUCAUGACGAUGAAUAUGCGGCCACCACAGCCAAACACAUCGACGUCCUUCUCGAAUACCUGGACAAGGCCUACGGCAACCAGAUCCGCGAGGAGGAGGCCCGCCACAAGAGGAGCCCGCCCGUCGCGACCUUUGAAUGGCUCUGGUUGGCAUUCAAGCCGGGCGAGGUGGUGUAUCGCAAGAUCCACGACGUCUGGACGGCGUUUGUCAUCGGCAACGUCAGCGCCAAACACCGUGCCGACAACGGCAAAGUCAAAGAAUACAAGAUUGACUGCUGGAACAUUCGGUAUCGUCAAGAGCGCAUGCAGCGCACCUCCAGCACCUUUGAAAUCUCUCCUUUCCCCGGCGAGCAGGCCCUGCACACUCUGGCGGGUGUGCCUGCUGCCUUUUUCCCAGAGGAUUUGGACCAGCAAGGUGGUCUUACCAUGGCCCAGAGACAGAUUAAGAUGGGUAAGAUGUACUGGGAGCUGGUCAAGCGGCCGUCUUAUAAGGAAUAUGACGGGCGACUGGUAGAUAGGGACGGUCGACGAGGAGGUCACCUGGCCGGCCGUGUCAUCGUCGACGCCGAGGGCUAUGAUCGCUUCGCCCACCAAGCGCCUGAUCAACGCAUGCAACCAGGUCUAUUUCCCAACCCAGGUCUGAUGAUGCCCGCAGGCCAGCCCAAGAUUAUUCUGCCGCAGUUCGCUCCCCAGUGCACCUGCGACGCAUGCACCCGCCAACAGGAUCCCAGCCGUGCAAGGACGCCGGGCCCGUUCGCAGACUUUGAAGGGCGCGACCCGCGCAAGCACGAGCCGCCACGAAACGACCUGUACUUUCUCGUCUGCUCGCCCGACAUCCCAGCCCUGCUCCUGGCGGACCGCCGCUGGGGCCAUGUCCGCGUCGACCGCCUGGCCGAGGUGAAGUGCGACACCGAGGCCUUUGGGAACCUGGUGCUGGACCCAGGCGUCAAGCUCACCGUCAAGGCCCUGAUCGGCAAGUUCGCCGCCGCCGACGGCACGGUGUCGCCCUGGCCUCGCGAUUUUGUCCGAGGCAAAGGUGAGGGCCGCAUCUUCCUCCUCCACGGCAGCCCCGGCGUGGGCAAGACCUGCACGGCCGAGUGCGUCGCUGAGCUUACCCACCGGCCCCUGCUGGCCAUCACCAGCGGCGACCUGGCCCACCCGAACGUGGAGCGCAGCCUGGGCUACUUCCUCGCCCUGGGCGAGCGCUACGGCGCGCUGGUGCUGCUGGACGAGGCCGACGUCUACCUCGAGCGCCGCCGUACCCGCGACCUGCGCCGCAACGCCCUCGUCAGCGUCUUCCUGCGCGCCCUCGAGUACUACCGCGGCGUGCUCUUCCUCACCACCAACCGCAUCGAGUCCUUCGACCCGGCCUUUACCAGCCGCAUCCACGUCGCGCUGCACUACAGGCGCCUGACAAACGAGGACCGGGACCGGAUUUGGACCAACAACUUUGAUCGCCUCGAGCGGGACAAUGCCGGCAAGGUUGUUGUCUCUCGUGGCGCGCGGGACUAUGUCUCCAGGCGUGGUGGUGGCGGCGGCGGCGGGGAGGUUAGCGAGCUGAAGUUGAAUGGUAGGGAGAUCCGCAAUGCGCUGCAGACGGCUGUGGCGCUUGCCGAGACCGACGCGGCGGAGGAAGGUGUUGAGGAGAUUCACAUUGCAGAGAAGCACUUGCGCCAGGUCGUCAAGAUGAGCAGGGGUUUCAAGGAGUUUCUGCUGAAGAGGAGGGGUUAUGAUGAUGAGGAGGAGGAAGACGAGGAAGAUGAAUAUGGGGAGGGGGCUGGAGCGGGCAGGGAUAGUGACGAGGAGAGGCGUGGACCACCUGACAUGGGCUGGGGGUUUGAUACCCUGUGA
Cryphonectria parasitica EP155 is the source of this 2013-nucleotide messenger RNA. RefSeq names its product P-loop containing nucleoside triphosphate hydrolase protein. The transcript has 2 exons. The coding region runs from base 1 to 2013 and encodes 670 amino acids. The record is from RefSeq and is a predicted model, not a curated record. Gene Ontology annotation, molecular function: ATP hydrolysis activity; ATP binding. Lineage: Eukaryota; Fungi; Ascomycota; Sordariomycetes; Diaporthales; Cryphonectriaceae.